AUGGCCACCAUCGAUUCCCAGCCACGCAUUAGUGGGAGUUCCACAACAUCCACCUUCACGACUACAAGUACACCUCUCUCGAGUUACCCUCGUCGCCGGAGUCCCGUGGAAUCUGACAAGCUUCGUGGCUCCCGAGACUGCCAUCCGUGCAACGAGGAACCUUCUCGCCGGAAUUCUGCGUUUCUCGAAGUUGGCCUUGGUGGUGAAGAUGCCAUUGUCGACUCAAAAUUAAGAAGAGAUUCUCGACCGAAACUCCAAGUGCGCUUUCGAAACGAUGUCGACGUGGUCGAACCUGAAGUAAUUGACUGGCCCGAAACAACCCCAGUUGACAGACCGUCUCAUCCGCAAAUGUCUCCAUACUUUCCCACGCUGCCCAGGUUACUCUUUCUUGCUCUGCUUAUCUUGCUGGUGGUUCCAAGUCUGCACCAUUCUCCCUCAUUGAUCGCCGACGCGAAUCCCGUAAAUCGUCAAGCGGGCUCCUCGUUGGUGAGGGGACUAUGGCAGGGUGCGAAAAGGGAGACGCUCCCAGGAAGUGUGAAAAGAGAGAAUAGUGCAGCAGAUGUUUGUAAGAGGUGGUCAGGGCAGAGCGCCCUAGUCAAUGGGACACUGUACUAUUAUGGAGGGAGAGCAACCACCAGUGCUGACCAGACCUCGAACCAAUGGAAUAACGAUUUCCUAGCACUCGAUCUGACAAAGUCGUGGCAGAUUUCGUCGCCGUCACUGACGGGCCUCCCAAUCCCGACCGGGCCUCCUGCGGUAUCGCUUGGAUACUUGUGGAACUCUUACGAUGCCCUGUAUCUAUACGGUGGCGAGUUUUCAGAUACGCCUGUUGCAUCUCCUGUUCCCUUUUCCCUCUGGGCAUACGACAUUUCUUCAUCGACAUGGUCAGAGUCGUCGAACCCAAAAACAAGCUCGGGCCGCAAUUCAGAGCCAGCAGGACAACCAGUCCAGCGUGCUGCAGAGGGCGCGGGGGUAUCGGUGCCGAACUUGGGACGAGGCUUCUAUUUCGGAGGACACCUCGAUUUCUUGACCACACCAGGGUGGUCAGAAUCAGUUGCGCGCGUCUAUCUUCGCGGCAUUCUUGAGUACACCUAUCCCGGGUAUAGCAACGCUGCGGUAAAUAGUGGGCAAAGGGCAGGAUCAUCGGGAAUCUACCGCAAUAUUACCCAAGGUGGUAUUCAGGACUCGGCAGGGUUCCCAGAGCGAGCGGAUGGCCUUCUUGUGUACAUCCCCGGUUAUGGAAAGUCAGGCAUCAUUCUGGGGCUUGCAGGCGGUACGAAUGCGACGUUUACUCAGAUGAACGUCAUUGACGUGUACGAUAUCGACUCCUCCAGCUGGUACAAACAAGCCACGACAGGACCAACGCCAGAUAUUCGGGUCAAUCCGUGUGCUGUUGCACUAUCCGCUGCCGAUGGAAGUUCUGUUCAGGUCUACAUGUAUGGGGGCCAGAACCUACUUCCCUACGGUCAGCAAAAGCAGUACGAUGAUAUCUGGAUCUUGACCAUACCCUCCUUCACAUGGAUUCAGGUCGACACCACCAACCAAGCUAGUCCUCCUGCCAGAGCUGGACACAUGUGCAAUGUCUGGAAUGGUCAAAUGGUGGUGGUUGGAGGUUAUGUUGGUCAGGAUCUGUCAUGUGACAGUCCGGGAGUAUACGUCUUCAACACCAGUUCCCUUCAAUGGCAGAGUGAGUAUGUCGCGUUGGCGACGGAUGACGACCUCAAUCGGCAGAAAAGCCAACAAGAUGAUCCGUCAGCAUUGCAGGGAUCGUUUGGGUAUUCAGUCCCAGAAGCAGUACAAUCGGUCAUCGGGGGCAACGGUGUGGGAGCUGCAACUGUCUCUGUUCCGGCUCAGUCGGCCACUCAAGGGCCACUAGCCACCGGCGCACCACGCCUAUACACAGUCACCCAGUCUGGUGGUGCUGUGGCUACGGAGACCGCAGCGCCCACCGGGACGAGCGGCACUGGGAAUGGUCCUGGUAGCAGUGGUGAUAACGGGGGCUCAUCCGGCGGUGUCAAUGUCGGAGCGAUCGUCGCUGGAGUAAUCGCUGGAGUACUCGCCGUGGUAGCCGCCUAUCUCGCAUUCUGCGUCUGGCUCUAUCGCAAGCAGCUCAAGAUCUACAAGCACCACGUUGCCAUGGCUCAAAGGCAGGAUCUUGCAGACGAUCCCCGAUUCAUUGGUGCUGGAUUCGCAGGCGGCGCGAGAUACACGGACAAAAGCCAAUCGAGUGACAGCCGCAACAGCGCGGACAAUCGCAGUGGAAGCAGCGGCGGGCGCGCCAACCAGUUGUCGAGCAACAACCCUUACCGAAACGUACCUGGGGGCGCUGGCUCUGCAACGGCGGCGAGCAGUACCGAAGACCUCAUGGCAGGUCAAGAGCCCAGUUUCUUGGGAGUGGUCCUGAAUCCCAGGCGAAGCUUGAGGGUAGUGAACAGAGACUAA
Molecule: messenger RNA, 2442 nt
Organism: Fonsecaea nubica
Lineage: Eukaryota; Fungi; Ascomycota; Eurotiomycetes; Chaetothyriales; Herpotrichiellaceae
Exons: 2
Coding region: 1-2442 (813 amino acids)
Molecular function (GO): protein binding
Source: RefSeq, a predicted model, not a curated record